GUUUGACAGCCACCAUCAACACAACCCCUCAUCACUGGAUGGACCCUUGAAUGCUGAUUCAGAACGUGGUUGGAAAAAGAUAGUACUGAUGGGUGUGGGAGAUAAAUGCAGUUGAUGAAACCAAGGUAUAGUCAAUCAAUCCUAUUUCAAUUUAGAAGGCUCUAUGAUACAACUCCUGAGCUGUGAACAACCUGAACAAAUAAAUCAACUCUGCACCCCAUCGCCACAUACAUAUCUAUUCAUUCUUGGCAAAGUUCUUGGCAACGGGGACCUUAUUGCCAUCGACAUCUUCAAAGCGGACAACUGUCUUCUUCUUGUACAAUCCAGAGCCAUAGCCAGAACCACCGACCUGCCACUUGGACUUUUUGACAAUCUUGAGACCACGCUGUGCAGCACAAACUUCUUCCAACUUGUCCUUGCGUUGCUGAACUUGUCCACCAGAAGAAGAAAAGGAAGGUUUCAUGUUGCUGUUUGCACCAUUGGCAGUGUUGGUUCCAUGGUAGAUAGAUGUCAUGAUGAUAAGUUGGUGGAUGUUGGUCGGAAUGGAAGAUUUGUGUGUUUUGUUUCAAGCAGGUUGGCUUUUGUGGUCCAAGCAAGUUUGUUUUUGUGAGAACAAGACGUCGACUCUUUCAAGAGGAUUCAGGGAAUGGAUUGCUGGAAACGAUCCUGAAACUAUAGCACUAUAGCAAACUACAUCGUUGCAGCUCUGUCAAAGAUGGAAACGGUCCUCAAACAUCCUCCCUUCGAAAUCCGUCGGUCGGUGCCAUCGUCCGCGGUGCCAUUGUCUAACCCCACGCGCGCUAUUAGCCGGUAUCAGUUAACUCUAAUGCUAAUACAGCAUUGUAGUAUUUUUUUCUGGGAAUUGCGCGUGCAUGCAGGUGGUCUGACAGGCGACACACAGUGACUGUGUCAACCGCCCAUCGGAAGAUCGGGAGCCUUCUCUCGUCGGCAUCUUUGGUGUAGCCAGACAUUGCAUGCCUUCAAUGCACCAGUAGUCCAACUAGAACUCUGUUGUAGUAUUGGUUGGCAUUGAUCAUUUGUUGUUGUUUUACUAUCAUCUAUCGAAACCAUGAGAGAAAUCGUUCACAUUCAGGCCGGACAAUGCGGUAACCAAAUUGGUGCCAAGUUCUGGGAGGUCAUGUCAGCAGAGCAUGGCAUUUCCCCCACUGGAGAAUACGAGGGAGACAAUCCAUUGCAGACCCAGCGCAUUGAUGUCUACUUCAAUGAAGGACAGGAAGGUCGCUACGUGCCUCGUGCCGUGUUGACCGAUUUGGAACCUGGUACCAUGGAUGCCAUUCGAGCUGGAGCUUACGGUGGAUUGUUCCGUCCCGAUAACUUUGUCUUUGGUCAAUCUGGAGCUGGAAACAAUUGGGCCAAAGGUCACUACACCGAAGGAGCCGAGCUCGUUGAUGCCAUUAUGGAAGUGGUCCGCAAGGAAUCUGAAUCCUGUGACGUUUUGCAAGGAUUUCAAAUCACUCAUUCGAUGGGAGGAGGAACCGGAUCAGGUAUGGGAACCCUUCUUGUCUCGAAAAUUCGUGAGGAAUACCCCGAUCGUAUCAUGAGUACCUACAGUGUGGUACCCUCUCCCAAAGUCUCCGAUACCGUGGUCGAACCCUACAAUGCCACCCUUUCUAUCCAUCAACUUGUGGAAAAUGCCGAUCAAUGCUUUGCACUUGACAAUGAGGCUCUUUAUGACAUUUGCUUCCGAACCCUGAAACUCACCAACCCGAGCUACGGAGAUUUGAAUCAUCUGAUUGCCAAUGCCAUUACUGGAACCACCUGCUCCUUGCGUUUCCCGGGACAGUUGAAUUGUGAUUUGCGAAAGUUGGCCGUCAAUAUGGUCCCAUUCCCUCGUCUGCACUUUUUCUUGGUCGGAUUUGCUCCUCUGACGGCCCGCAGCUCCCAGGGAUUCCGUGUCCUCACCGUCCCCGAACUCACCACACAGGCUUUUGAUGCCAAGAACAUGAUGUGUGCUGCCGAUCCUCGUCACGGUCGCUACCUCACCUGUGCCAUGAUGUUCCGUGGAAGCAUGUCCAGUAAGGAGGUUGAUGAUCAGAUGCUUCAGAUGAUCAACAAGAACUCAUCGUACUUUGUCGAGUGGAUCCCCAACAACCUCAAAGCAUCGAUUUGCGACAUUCCCCCACAAGGACUGAAAAUGUCCAGUGUCUUUAUCGGUAACUCCACGGCGAUCCAGGAGGCAUGGAAGCGUGUGGCGGAUAUGUUCACAGUCAUGUUCCGUCGUAAGGCUUUCCUUCAUUGGUACACCGGAGAAGGUAUGGAUGAAAUGGAAUUCACCGAAGCUGAGUCGAACUUGAAUGAUUUGGUGUCCGAGUACCAGCAGUACCAGGAUGCAACAGCGGAUGAGGAGGAAAUUAGUGGAGAGUUUGGAGAAAAUGAAGGCUUUGGCGAGGACGAGUAAAUGAGAAAACAAAACGAUUGAUGAUUGCCUGACCUUGAUUCCGAUAUGCCGAUACCUGUGCCUUUCUGUAGUUUCCUGAUUGUCCUUGGAUGUGACUACUACACAAAAAAAAGGAAAUAAAAAUACCCGACUCCCUAUUAGUUAUGUUAGUUUGAACCGUUCAGCUCUGUUGCUUUUUGCAGAGCAGGCAGAGUUUCUACUUAUUAUUACAAUGCUAUUGUUGGAGAUGUAGCAAGCCCAUAGUCGCUGUAUCGGUUUCCUGGGACUUAUGCCAUCAAACACAAAACGAUGCCGACCAACUCGGAGCAAAACCCAUACUAGUACAGAACCGUCUCUCCUUGGACUGCACAUGCCUUCGUUUACCAGGGGGGUGAUCUAGCUAUGUAGACGGUAUUCCGCCAACCCGAAGCUCUCCAGACCAUGGUACUGGUAUCAACCGACACCACGAUGUGUAUCCUACGUACGGUACGGUACAUGUGGCAUGCAAGCUUGUAGCACUCCCACAGCUGUUGAACCUAGUUCACGAGCCUAGUAGAAUUCGUUCAUAUCCUACUACGGGAUGGCU
This is a messenger RNA of Seminavis robusta, 2984 nucleotides long. The record is from the annotation of a GenBank genome assembly. NCBI's taxonomy places the organism in Eukaryota, Bacillariophyta, Bacillariophyceae, Naviculales, Naviculaceae.